Molecule: messenger RNA, 1099 nt
Organism: Guillardia theta CCMP2712
Lineage: Eukaryota; Cryptophyceae; Pyrenomonadales; Geminigeraceae
Exons: 1
Coding region: 107-1099 (330 amino acids)
Source: RefSeq, a predicted model, not a curated record
UACACGCUCAUAAAAGAGCACAGGAAACCAGUGAUACUAGAGCAAUUUCAUCGGAUACUGAGAUUGUAACCCUUUCUCACGUAUCAGAAAUACCCUCAAGUAUUCUAUGACAGCAACGGACAUGGAUCCAUCCCUCGUAGCUGCUUACGCGUCGAAGAAGUUUGUGAUAGGCGAAAUUUUGGAGAAUAACGCAAAUGAAACCAAGGAUGGCGAGUUGGAUGCAGCAGCAGCAGUGGCGGGUCCACAGGAAAAGGCAUACACCGUUCCCACCGAGUCAUCUCUAACGUGCAGUAGCCCGGUUGGUGAUGAGCCGCGUCGAAAUUUGAAAAGGUCUUAUGGAGGGAAUAUGGCUGCGCAGAACACUCCUACAUCCCUGACCUCGCCGAUUGGACCAGGAGACUCGGACAACAGCAUCCUUUCUACUCCAUCACCUCUCACAUGCAGCAUCUCCCGUUUCCUAUGCUCUGUGGACGAUUUCGAGCUUGAAGACACUAUUCAGGAACGUCUCAGGGAGGUUGUUAGUCAGCUUCCUGUCAGUUUCGUACAAAAGAAGGGUAGGCUGGUGGUUGAGCCCAAGGAACCAUACUUCGUCAUCUCCAGUGACGGCCCAGCAGCGGCACUGCUCAAUAAGAGCUCUUCUGCGAUUACUGGCAGAAUGCUCCGCUCGAUCGAUUGGGGCUGCGACAAAAAACUCAAGUUGUGCAGAGCUAUGCUACAUGCAGCAAGGACGGGCAGAUCGACUCUUGUGACCAUGCGCGUUCCAAAGAAAGCUCAAAUCUUGAUUCUGGCGCUUGAGAAAUUCAUUUGCACAACUGGCAACGAAAGGAUUGAGGUCCUGAUCUAUCCGACAAACCUGGAGUACUCAGAGCCUCAGCGGCUGCCUGAGGUUAGUCUGGUCCAAAGUGCCGAAUUCUUUCGUCUCCAGAGCAUUUCUUCAAACAUGGACAGUGCUGCCGACAAGGAUCUCGAAGUAUCUGAGGACGAGAUGGCUAGUUUGCGUGGAAACCUCGAAUCGAUCUUCAAUUUGUCCCAAGAGAUGACAAGCAAGAAGGGCAAGCUCACGGAUUUCUGCCCCGAGAAUUCUGAGAAUCCGAGCUGA